CUGGGGAGUUGUAUUACCUCCGCCUGCUCCUUCUCCACGUGCGCGGUAGCGAAGCCACUUCGUGGGACUCGCUGGCCCGGUCAGGCAGCGGUGACGGGCCUCCGUCUUUCCAAGCACACGCACGCGAGCUCGGGCUCCUGGCGGACGAUGUGGAAGCCAUCGCCGCCCUGACGGAGGCGUGCCGGAUUGUACGUAGCAUGUCGCGCAUAUGUGAGAUGUUCGCCCAGUUCCUCGUGUGGAUGGACGUCAACAACAAGUCCGAUUUCUGGACGACGUUUCUACAGUUAUUAUCAGAACAUCACUGCGCUGUAGACCCGUCCGUCGUGUACCGCGCUGUCGACGAGCAUUUGGUAGUGUACGGCUGCACGACGCAGGCCUUCGCCAUACCGCCCCCGUCACCCACGGCGACCCUCCUGCCAGAGGAGCGCGCGGCCCAAGAGUACAGCCGGGAAUUGCGCAGUCCCGCAGAAAUGUGCAAAGAGAAAGACCAGUUCGACAAAUUGAGUCUGAAUGGCGACCAGCAGCCCAUAUUCGAUUUCGUGCAAGCAAAAGUAGAUGGCACUGCGUCGCCAGAAACUGCAAACGUAGUCUACAUUGACGGCCCUGCUGGAACCGGGAAAACCCACGUGUAUCGCAAAAUCCUCCAUUACGUCCGCAUGACCAGCCGAAUCGCGUUGGCAGUCGCCAUGUCUGGCAUUGCGGCUCUGCUGCUCCCCGGUCCUUAA
This is a messenger RNA of Prorocentrum cordatum, 725 nucleotides long. The record is from the annotation of a GenBank genome assembly. NCBI's taxonomy places the organism in Eukaryota, Dinophyceae, Prorocentrales, Prorocentraceae.